UUCAUUGAGUGAAAAGCAAAUUAGGGUUUAUCAUGGGAGGGUGUUUGUCAGAUAUGAAAGGAGCGAAAGAAGCAGUGGGAGGUAUUGCUCCUGGAAACAACACUAAUGACGCCGUUGAUUUCUUCUACACCGCGCAAGGUUUUCAGCCAUUGUUUACCAAUGUUGAGUUAUCACUUUCAGCAAGUAACUUACUUGAUCUUGACAUUGUAUCAAAGAGUGAUCCUAUGGCUGUGGUAUAUGCAAAGAAAGGAGACGGCAAAUUGGAAGAAUUAGGACGCACUGAAGUCAUAACGAACAGUUUAAAUCCAGAAUGGAUAGAGAAAAUUAAUAUUGCAUUUCAUUUCGAGAUUGUGCAACCACUUGUAUUUCAUGUGUAUGACAUUGACACAUCAUAUCACGGUGUUCCCACCAAGACUCUAAAACUGAAUGAUCAAGAAUUCCUUGGAGAGGCAAGUUGCACUUUAUCAGAGAUUGUGACCAAACAAAGCAGGAGCUUAACCAUAAGGCUUCAAAACAAAGGAGGGAAUAUUAGUCAAAUAAAUCAAGGGGCAAUUACCAUUCACGCUGAGGAAACAGUUGCUGCAAAGAAUGCUGUUGAUAUUAUCUUCCGCUGCUCUCACUUGGAUAACAAAGACAUUUUUUCUAAAAGUGAUCCUUUUCUAAGGAUAUCACGAGUGGUUGAGAGUGGAGGAACUGUUCCUAUUUUCAAGACUGAAGUUAUAGACAACAAUUUAAAUCCAAAAUGGAGACCACUUUGUCUUAAUUUCCAGCAGUUUGGAAGUAAAGAUACUCCAUUGCUUAUUGAGUGUUUUGAUUUCAAUAGCAGCGGCAAUCAUGUACUUAUCGGUAAACUGAAAAAAUCAGUAGCAGACCUUGAAAAGCUAUACCAAGAAAAAAAAGGCGCAAAUUUUGUCAUGCCAUCCACACGCAAUGGACAAGAGAAGGUUCUGAAGGGUCAACUCUUUGUGGAUCAAUAUUGUGAAAAGGAACAAUUCAGCUUUAUUGACUACAUAUCUAGUGGAUUUGAACUAAACUUCUUGGUUGCGGUAGAUUUCACUGCUUCAAACGGAAGUCCUCAACAGCCAGAUUCUUUGCAUUACAUCGAUUUAUCCGGUCGGUUAAAUUCAUACCAAAAGGCUAUUAUGGAGGUUGGAGAAGUUAUUCAGUUCUACGAUUCUGAUAAGCUGUUUCCUGCUUGGGGAUUUGGAGGAAAGAUACCCGGAGGUACCAUAUCUCAUUGUUUUAAUCUCAAUGGGAGUCCAACUAGCUCCGAGGUUGUAGGAGUUGAAGGCAUAAUGGAGGCUUAUGGCAGUGCUUUACGCAGUGUCACUCUAUCAGGACCCACUUUAUUUGGACCAGUUAUCAACAUGGCUGCACAAAUGGCUGCAGAAGCGCUUUCAUCAUAUAACAGCACUAAGUACUAUGUAUUGCUUAUCAUAACGGAUGGAGUUGUUACGGAUCUUCAAGAAACCAUAGAUUCUGUGGUUAAAGCAUCUGAUCUUCCGUUAUCGAUUCUUAUAGUUGGUGUUGGAAGCGCUGAUUUCACGAGCAUGGAGGUACUGGAUGCUGAUAAUGGUCGUCGAUUGAAAAGUUCUACUGGUCGUCUAGCUACACGAGAUAUAGUGCAAUUUGUCCCCAUGAGAGAAGUACAAAGUGGACAAAUCUCUGUUGUGCAAGCUCUUUUAGAGGAACUACCUAGUCAAUUUCUGGCUUUCAUGAGAAGUAGAGAUAUCAAACCACUCGUUUCGCAUUUCCCUCAUGCACGCUCUAUUCAAUAGAUUUUACAAUUAGAUAGUCAACCUUUUUUCUCUCUAUAGAUAGUUGAUCCACAAUCCUUAGAUUUUAAGUGGUACAUUUUUUUUUAGU
Medicago truncatula (barrel medic) is the source of this 1866-nucleotide messenger RNA. Its product is annotated as protein BONZAI 3. NCBI's taxonomy places the organism in Eukaryota, Viridiplantae, Streptophyta, Magnoliopsida, Fabales, Fabaceae. Gene Ontology annotation, cellular component: plasma membrane. The transcript has 16 exons. Gene Ontology annotation, molecular function: calcium-dependent phospholipid binding. The coding region runs from base 33 to 1778 and encodes 581 amino acids. Gene Ontology annotation, biological process: cellular response to calcium ion. The record is from RefSeq and is a predicted model, not a curated record.